Molecule: messenger RNA, 11542 nt
Organism: Engraulis encrasicolus (European anchovy)
Lineage: Eukaryota; Metazoa; Chordata; Actinopteri; Clupeiformes; Engraulidae
Gene: ep300a
Product: E1A binding protein p300 a
Exons: 33
Coding region: 211-8805 (2864 amino acids)
Biological process (GO): positive regulation of transcription by RNA polymerase II
Cellular component (GO): transcription regulator complex; nucleus; histone acetyltransferase complex
Molecular function (GO): transcription coactivator activity; histone acetyltransferase activity; protein binding
Source: RefSeq, a predicted model, not a curated record
CCGACUGGGGAGGGGGGUUGAUACGCCGAAGCUGAAAUCGAGAGGCGAACCCAGGAAAGAGGAGUAUUUUGUACACGGGACUUUCCCCCCCUUCGUCCCCAAAAAGGAGGGGGAAAAGUCAAAUUUUAUGAAGAUAAACGAAAAAUAUCUUUCGGAAAGAGGCAAAGACGAUUAUCUCUGUGGAUAUAUAUUUUUUAAUUCGUAAAAAAUAUGGCCGAGAACGUUCUGGACUCUGGCCCGCCUUCAGCCAAGAGGCCUAAACUAUCCUCUCCGGCACUUUCUGUCUCCGCCAGCGAUGGAAACGAUUUUGGCUCUCUCUUCGACCUGGAACACGACCUCCCGGACGAGCUCAUCAGCUCCUCGGAACUGGGCCUGGCCAAUGGCGGCGAUCUCAACCAGCUGCACACCAGCCUGGGGGGCCUCGGCGGUGGCCCCAGCUCCGCCAUGGGGGGGCUGGUGGGCAUGGGACCCGGACCUGGACCCGGCGGCCCUCAGGACGCCGCGGCCAAGCACAAGCAGCUGUCCGAGCUCCUGCGCUCCGGGGGGCAACAGCAGGGGCCCGGGGCCAAUAACAACGGCGGCGCCAACCAGGCCGGCGGGCCAGGACCAGGGGGCAGCAUGGGGCUGCCCGGCCUGGCCAGCGUGAAGAUGUCGCCGGGCGGGCACCAGGGAAUGGGACCCCAGUCGCAGCAGCACAUGUCCCCGCAACAGCAAGCCAGUCUCAUGCAGCAGCAGCAGCAGCAGCAGAUGGCUGGCAUGGUGGGGGGCAUGAACAGGGGCAUGAUGGGUACCCAGAAGGGUGCGGGACAGCAGCAAGGCAUGGGGCCCCAGCAGGGCAUGGGGGGCCAGGUCUUAAACGGUUCCCCCAGGAUGGGCUACCCGAAUCAGGGGAUGGGCAGCAACAGCAACCUGCUGGCUGAGACUUUACAGCAGCAACAGGGAGGAGGAGUGGCUGGCCAGAACGCACUGAGAGCACAGCAACCUGGAGCACUGAACAAGAUGGGCAUGAUGGGUAACGCGGGCCCUUAUGGGGGCCCCUAUGGCCAGGCUGGGGGCCAGGGUCUGGGUGGAGCUGGGCUGGCCCCGCAGCUCCAGAACAAGGCCGGCAUGUCCAACAGUCUCGCCCAGUUCAGCAUGGACAAGAAGCCCCAGCCCGGCAUGCAAGGGAUGGGCGCCAUGCCAUCCCAGCCGUCGGCAGCAGGUGGCGUGCCCGCAUCAGGCCCAGGGGCGGCGGGCAUGUUGCCCAACGCUCAGGGAGGUGGCAUGGGCGUUUCCGGGGCGGGUGGUCCCGGCGGCGUCACAGGGGCACCGCCCGGCGUGAGCGGGGUGCCAGGGGUCGUCGGAGGCGGCGUCGGAGUGCCCCCUACUGCCGACCCGGAGAAGCGCAAGCUCAUCCAGCAGCAGCUUGUGCUCCUGCUGCACGCGCACAAGUGCCAGCGGCGCGAGCAGGCCAACGGCGAGAUGCGGCCCUGCAACCUGCCCCACUGCCGCACCAUGAAGAACGUCCUCAACCACAUGACGCACUGCCAGGCCGGCAAGACCUGCCAGGUGGCGCACUGUGCCUCGUCCAGACAGAUCAUCUCCCACUGGAAGAACUGCACUCGGCACGACUGCCCCGUCUGUCUGCCGCUCAAGAACGCUGGAGACAAGAGGAAUCAGCAGUGUGAGUCUCUGGUAAACUCUGCAGGGGUGGGCUUGGCCAAUGCCCUGGGCUCGGUGCCUGGAGGUCAGCCCAGCGCGCCCAGCCUCAACACGCCGGGCCAGAUCGACCCCAGCUCCAUCGAGAGGGCCUACCGCGCCCUGGGCCUCACCUACCAAGGCAACCAGGUGCCCUCUCAGCCCAACCAGUCUGCGUCCAGAUCCCUCAACGCAAUUGGAGGGACCCCGGUGAACGGAGCGGUGGGCAGCCAGGACGCUAACCAGGGCAACCCACUGGACACCAUGAUGCACCUCAACAUGGGCUCCCCCAGCAUGAUGGGUGACAGCAGCACUAUGCCGACAGCCAAUCCGGCCUCCACGGGGGGCAUGAGGAAGAGCUGGCACGAGGACAUCACCCAGGACCUGCGAAACCACCUCGUACACAAGCUUGUCCAGGCCAUCUUCCCGACGCCAGACCCUGCUGCCCUGAAGGACCGGCGGAUGGAGAACCUGGUGGCGUACGCGCGGAAGGUGGAGGGGGACAUGUAUGAGUCUGCCAACAGCAGGGCGGAGUACUACCACCUCCUGGCUGAGAAGAUCUACAAGAUCCAGAAGGAGCUGGAAGAGAAGCGGCGUACACGUAUCGCCAAGGGCAUGAUCGGAGGCCAGAUCGGGGCGCAGCCCGGCAUGGGGGCCCCCGGGGGACUGCCGCAAGGGCCCCCAGUCAUGGGCCAGCCCAACGCACCAACCGGCAUGCCCCCUAACGGGCCAUUGUCUGCACCUAACACGAUGGUGAACCGCAUGCAGAACCCUGCAGGAAUGCCCCCCUUCAACCAGAUGGGCAUGGGCCCUAGGACUGCUCAGGCCCAUCCCCUUGGCUCACCCAUGAACCAGCAGCUGGGAAUGGGAGGAGCCAGGAUGCCUCAGCCUAACGUGGCCCAGAUGCAGAACCAGUACAUGAAUGCGGUGCCGGGCCAGUUCCCUGGCAGCGGGCCAAGCCUGGGCAACGUCAGUGUCAACAUGGGCCAGCCUGCCACGCAACCUGGCAUGGCCCAGCAGCCCCAGAUGUCCACUCCUCCCUCCAUGCCCGUCAGCAGCCCCCUGGGCCAGCCCGGCUCGGCAGGCGGCGGGCCCCCCAGUGGAGGCUCCUCCAUGGGCUCCAUGAUGCCCGGCGGCCUGGGCACAGGGCCUGGCAGUGGGGGACCUCCCUCCGUCUCCUCCUCCUCCACCCCACCCCACCCACAGCAGCAGCAGCCUCCGCUCUCCAUGCCGCACUGCCCCCCGCCCGUCCGCCAGAACUCCCCGUCUCCGGCCCGCAGUCGCAGUCCCACUCCACACCUCACCCCCCCUCAGGGCCUCUCAGGGUCCCAGACGCCCCAGCCCCACACCCCCGGCCUGCCCUCCCAGCUCCCGGGCUCGGUCACCCCCCAGCACCAGUCCAUGUCCCAGAGUCCUGGCCCCGGGUCCAACAAGACCCCUCAGAUGCGCCAGCAGCAGGGGAUGGUGGGGGGUCCAGGAUCGGUGGGGACCGGUACCCCCCAGUGCACGCUGUCCACCCCCAACGCUGGGCACGGGCCCCAGCUGCCCCGGACACCGCUGUCCCAAAAGGGUUCGAUGCACCUGGACGGGCAGGUAGCCACGCCGGCCUCCGUCAGCAGCACGGACGCCUCGUCACAGCAGGCCGCCUGUGACGGCACCUCCUCCUCCACACCGAACGCAAACGCCACCGCCGCCCCUUCCGGCCUGAGCACAAAGAUGGAGGUGAAGACGCAGGAUGAGGACGAAGACGACGAGGAUGACGAGUCCAGCACGGGAGGCCGCAUCGGCAAACUCAGCAACAUCAAGACAGAGGAGAAGCCAGACAUAAAGAAAGAGGAGACAUCUUGCGAUGGCGGCAAGGGCAGCGCUAUGGAAACGUCGUCUAACGGGGAGGACAAAAAGGAGGUUAAGAAGGAGGUUAAGAAGGAACCCAAAGAAGAGGAGGACAAGAAACCCGCCACCACGGCAACCAGCGCCUCCCCCGCUGGCCCACAGAGUAAAAAGAAGAGCAUGGUCUUCAAACCGGAGGAGCUACGGCAAGCCCUCAUGCCCACACUGGAGGCCCUGUACCGUCAGGACCCAGAGUCCCUGCCCUUUCGGCAGCCCGUGGACCCGCAGCUGUUGGGCAUUCCUGACUACUUUGACAUUGUGAAGAACCCCAUUGACCUGUCCACCAUAAAGCGCAAGCUGGACACAGGGCAGUACCAGGAGCCCUGGCAGUACGUGGACGACAUCUGGCUGAUGUUCAACAACGCCUGGCUCUACAACCGCAAGACGUCGCGCGUCUACAAAUACUGCUCCAAGCUGGCCGAGGUCUUCGAGUCGGAGAUCGACCCGGUCAUGCAGGGGAUGGGCUACUGCUGCGGGAGAAAGUUUGAGUUCUCUCCCCAAACUCUCUGCUGCUAUGGCAAGCAGCUGUGCACUAUACCAAGAGAUGCUGCUUACUUCAGUUACCAGAACAGGUACCACUUCUGCGAGAAGUGCUUCAACGAGAUCCAGGGCGAGAGCGUGUCCCUUGGGGAUGACCCCACCCAGCCGCAGACGUCCAUCAAUAAAGACCAGUUUGAGAAGAAGAAGAAUGACACGCUGGAUCCUGAAAUGUUUUCAACAUGUACGGAUUGUGGCCGUAAGAUGCAUACAAUCUGCGUUUUGCACCACGACACGAUUUGGCCUUCAGGAUUUGUAUGUAACGGCUGCCUGAAGAAAGCCAACAAGAACAGGAAGGAGAAUAAGUACGCGGCCAAAAGGCUUCCGCAGACAAAGCUGGGUAGCUACCUGGAGACGCGGGUGAACGACUACCUGAGGCGGCAGUCGCACCCCGAGUCGGGCGACGUCACCAUCCGGGUGGUGCACGUCUCCGACAAGGUCGUGGAGGUCAAACCGGGGAUGAAGUCAAGGUUUGUGGACAAUGGUGAGAUGGCGGAGUCCUUUCCUUACCGGUCCAAAGCGCUGUUUGCCUUCGAGGAUAUCGGUGGGGCUGACGUCUGCUUCUUUGGCAUGCACGUACAAGAGUACGGCUCCGACUGUCCGCAGCCCAAUCAGAGGCGGGUGUACAUAUCCUACCUGGACAGUGUCCACUUCUUCCAGCCCCGCGUCCUCAGGACGGCGGUCUACCACGAGAUCCUCCUGGGCUACCUGGAGUACGCCAGGAAGUUGGGGUAUACCCAGGGGCACAUCUGGGCCUGCCCACCCAGCGAAGGGGACGACUACAUCUUCCACUGUCACCCAAUGGACCAGAAGAUCCCCAAGCCCAAGAGACUGCAGGAGUGGUACAAGAAGAUGCUGGACAAGGCCGUGUCCGAGCGCAUCGUCCACGACUUCAAGGACAUCUUCAAGCAGGCGACGGAGGACCGCCUGACCAGUGCCAAAGAGCUGCCCUACUUCGAGGGGGACUUUUGGCCCAACGUCCUGGAGGAGAGUAUCAAGGAGCUGGAGCAGGAGGAGGAGGAGAGGAAGAGGGAGGAGAACAGCACUUCCAACGAGAGCGUUGAUGCCACGAAAGGCGACAGCAAGAACGCCAAAAAGAAGAACAACAAGAAGACGAGCAAGAACAAGAGCAGUCUGAGCCGAGCCAACAAGAAGAAGCCGGGCAUUCCCAACGUCUCCAACGACCUCUCCCAGAAGCUCUACGCCACCAUGGAGAAGCACAAAGAGGUGUUCUUUGUGAUCCGUCUGAGCGCCGUCGCCAUGGCCAACACGCUGCCGCCCAUCUCGGACCCGGACCCGCUGAUGGCGUGCGACCUGAUGGACGGGCGCGACGCCUUCCUGACACUUGCGCGUGACAAGCACCUGGAGUUCAGCUCGCUGCGACGCUCCAAGUGGAGCUCCAUGUGCAUGCUGGUGGAGCUGCACAACCAGAGCCAGGACCGCUUCGUCUACACCUGCAACGAGUGCAAGCACCACGUCGAGACGCGAUACCACUGCACCGAAUGCGAGGACUACGACCUGUGCAUCAACUGCUACAGCAGCAAGGGCCACGAGCACAAGAUGGAGAAGCUGGGCCUGGGCCUGGACGACGAGAGCAACAACGCGGCGGCGGCCGCCUCCACGCAGAACCCCGGCGAUUCGCGCCGCCUCAGCAUCCAGCGCUGCAUCCAGUCCCUGGUGCAUGCCUGCCAGUGCCGCAACGCCAACUGCUCGCUGCCCUCGUGCCAGAAGAUGAAGCGCGUGGUGCAGCACACCAAGGCCUGCAAGCGCAAGACCAACGGCGGCUGCCCCAUCUGCAAGCAGCUGAUCGCCCUGUGCUGCUACCACGCCAAGCACUGCCAGGAGAACAAGUGCCCCGUGCCCUUCUGCCUCAACAUCAAGCACAAGCUGCGCCAGCAGCAGCUGCAGCACCGCCUGCAGCAGGCGCAGAUGCUGCGCCGGCGCAUGGCCAGCAUGCAGCAGCGCACGGGCCAGAUGACGGCCGGCGCCGGGCCGGAGUCCGAAGACGGCUCGGGCGGCGGGGGCGGAAUCGGAGCGCCGGGGACACCGACGCCCAGCACGCAGCCCCCCACGCCCCAGACACCCACGGGGCAGAGCCUGACCCCGGGGCCGCCCAUGGGCAUGGGAGGGGGCGGUACGCCCGGAGGUGGGGGUGGGGGUACACCGCAGCCACAGAUGCAGCCGCAGCAGCAGGGCAUGCAGCAACAGCAACAACAGCCGGGGAUGCCCCAGCACCAUCCGGGCAUGGGGGGCUUCCAGCAGAUGCAAGGGCCCGGCGGCAUGAUGAGCUCCCCGCAGCACCAACAGCAGAUGAUGAUGCAGCAGCAGCAGCAACAGCAGCAGCAGCAGCAGAAUCAGGCGGGAAUGCAGCAGAUGCAGCAGCAGCAACACCCCAACAGCCUGCCCAUGUACGGCGCCCGCCCCCCAGGUCAGGUCUCCGCGGGAAAGCCAGGCAUGGUGGUGGGUCAGCCGGGCAUGCAGCCCCAGCAGCCUAACAUGGGCCAGCAGCAACCGCAGCAGCCGCAACAGGGGCCUCCGCAAGCGGCCCUGGAAACCGCGCUGAAGAUCCAACGCGUGGCGGAGACGCAGAGGCAGCUGGCCAUGAGGCAGGCCAACCCAGGCAGCAUGAUGCCCGGACCACACAACCACCACCAGGCCGGGCAGCCUGGGCAGGGGCAGAUGGGGAUGGGUCACCCGGGCGCCGGCAUGGUCGGGCAGGGGAUGCCACCCCAGGUGGCGGCGGCGGCGGCAGCGGCAGCAGCACGGGCACAGAUGGAGCAGCAGCAGCAACAGGUGGGUGGUGGUAUGGCGCCUCAGCCGGGCGGCCCCCAGGGCCAGCUCCCUCCCCAGAUGAUGCAGCAGCAGCAGCAGCAGCCGGGCGUCCCCGGCCAGCAGCCGCAGCAGUGGGGCAGCCCCGGCGGCAUGGCCCCCCAGCAGAGGCCUGGCAUGAUGGGACCCAUGAGCCACGCCGCCAUGCUGGCAGCCCGACAGCAGCAGCAGCAGCAACAGAUGGCGUCUCAGCAGCAGCAGCAGCAGCAGCCGGGCCAGCCGGGUCCUAUGGGCGGCAUGGCUAUGGGAGGACCUGGGGGUCCGACGGGAGGUGUACCAGGCGGUCCGGGAGGUGUCGCGGGCCCGGGAGGCGUCGCGGGGCCAGGCGGACUCCCACAGGGGGCGCUGCAGGACCUCCUCCGCACCCUGCGCUCGCCGAGCUCUCCUUUACAACAGCAGCAGGUGCUGAACAUCUUGCGCUCCAACCCGCAGCUCAUGGCGACCUUCAUCAAGCAGCGGGCGCCGCGGUACCUUCAGGGCCGAGGAGGGGGCCCCGUGGGCCCUGGGGGCCAGCCUGGCAUGCCAGGAGCGCCAGGAGCACCAGGAGGUCCGGCCGUCAUGGAUGGGCAGCAGAUGAACCCGGCGGCCAACCCGGGAGGCCCUCAGCCGGGCAUGCACAUGGGCCAGGCGCCGGGAGGCAUGGGAGCCAUGAGUGGUGCCACUUUACAACAACAGCAGCAGCAGCAGCUCCAGCAAAGGCCGAUGCUGGCUGGCAACAUGCAACAGCAGCAAAUGGCAGCUCUCCAGCAACAGCAGCAGCAGGCUGGAGGUAUGCCCGGCCAAGGACAGGGCCCCGGGCCUGGCAUGUCGAACAUCAACCCCCAGUUCCGCGAGCUGCUGCUCAGAAGACAACUGAUGCAGCAACAACAACAACAACAGCAGCAACAGCAACAGCAACAGCAGCAGCAGCAGAUGGGCAACCAUGCCCAGUUCCAGCAGCAGCAAGGCGUAUACCCCAACCAGCCCGGACAGCCCCAGCCUGGAUCCCUCCAGCAGCAACAGCAAGGAGCCCCAGGUGGACAGCAGCAAGGCGGCUACGGGGGCAUGUCCCACCAACAGGUGGCAGCAGCUCUGCAGCAGCGGUUACAGCAGCAGCAGCAGCAGCACCAGCUGCAGAUGCAGCAACAGCAGCAGCAGCAGCAGCAGAACGCCAUGGUAGGCCUCCAGGGGCCUGAUGGUAGUGGGGGAACGGUAGGAGGACCCGGUGGAGCUGGAGGUGGUCCUCAGUCUCAAGUCCAGCAGCAGCAGGGUGGUCCACAGCAGCCAGGGGGUCCCCAGCAGCAGCAAGCCAUGCACCUCCAGUCCAGCCUGAUACAGCAGAGGCUCCAGCAGCACCUGGGAGGAGGGUCGCCGGCGCAGCAUAGCAAUCCCAUGAGCCCCCAGCAACAGCAGCAGAUGGGCCAGUCGCCCCACCUGCAGAGCCAGCAGCAGCAGCAGCUGGCCACGUCGCUAAGCAACCAGGUGCGCUCUCCGCAGCAGCCGUCGCCGCGGCCGCAGUCGCAGCCCGGAGCGCCGUCGCAGCAGCAGCCCCACUCCAGCCCGUCCCCGCGCAUGCAGCCGCAGCCCUCGCCCCACCGCAUUUCCCCGCAGACACAGACGGGGUCGCCGCACCCAGGCCACCUACCCCCACCCCAGCAGCAGCACCACAACCCCGGGGGCAUGGUGCCACCAUCGCACCCUUCCCAGUCCAAUCAGCAGCAGCCCAACGCCACCUCCAUGGACCAAGUGCAGUUCGGCUCGGAUCAGAACGCCAUGCUGUCUCAGCUAGGCAGCAUGGGCGGUCUGCACGGGCCCGGGGUUAAUGACGUGUUGACGGGCAACAACCAGGAUCUGGGGACUAAUAUGAAUCAUAAUGGCUUAGACAUUAUGUAGCAUUUUUUUUCCCUCUUUCGUGCGUUCUUUCUAUCCCAAAUUUGCCUGGAGUCUGCCCACCAUUUUGGAGAAACGGGAGGGUUGAGAAGGGGAGGGGGGUGCAGAGUUAUUUUUUUCCCUAUCAUUAUUAUUUAAUAUUUUUCUGAUAUAAAUGAAAAAAACUGAACUUCCUAUGGGAGAUGCUUCAUUAAAAAUACACAAGUCGACAAAUUAAUUAAAUAAAUGAAUGGUAAGUUAUUGCUGUUAAUAUAUAUUUUUGCCAAUUGUGUUCAAAUGGGGGUGUGGUUGAAAUGGGGGUUGGGCAAUAUCCUUCCUGAGUAUAUGACACAAUUAACUAUUUUUGGGGGGUGGGGGGGGGGUCAAGGACAAAAGAAAACGUCUGCCUUUUUUUACAAAUAUUUUUUAAAAUUUUAAAAAGUGGCGUACAAAAAUUAAAGAGCAACGUUAGUUGAACAUAAUAGCUUUGAGUUUUUCCGCUCCAUGAAGCAGUCUUGAUUGUAUUGAAUUUUUUUGCGUUUUCACCUGCAGUUACUUUUUAAAAAAAUGAUAUUACUCAUCGGUCUAAAUAUCAAAGUUAUUUCCAUUACACUUUUUGUGUUUUUUGACUGUUUAUAGCAUAUGUAGUUUGAGACUGCUUUACAAUUUACAAAGAAUAUAUUUUUGUUAAGGACCGACAAAUAAGGCAAGAAUAACAAUGAGUUCGUCUUCAUUUAACAAGAUUUUUUUCCUGCUUUUUUUUUUGUUUCUCCCAUGAGGGGUGCGGGGCUUAUCUAAAAAAACUUUUUCCGAUAGUGUUGCUAGGGAACUGAUGGCUGGGUUGUUGCCAGGAUGCGAGGGGAAACACCCAUGGUCCUGCGUGUGUCGUGGCACUCAAAACACCCUCUCCCAUGAAUGUGUGCUCCUCCUCUCUUUCCCCCCUUUUUUUUCUUUUUCUCAUCACCCAUUUUCCUCGAACCACGAAAUCACUGCUGACACUAUUUGUGCACUGCAGACUUUGGCUUUUGGCUUUAGUGGAGGCUCAAUCACAGGACACGUAUUGUCGUCUACCAAGGAGAUGCAGAGAAGGAAGGAAGGAAAGAAAUGAAUAUACAGUAUAUAUUUUUUUCUUCAGGAGAGGAGAAGAGGGCUUUGCAAGGAAUAAGGGUUGGGGGGUGGUAAGGAUUUGUUUCUUAUUUUUUUCCCUUUCUCCCUCCAUUGCUCUGUUUGUGUCCGUUGUUUUGUUUUCCAUUUUUACUGACUAUGCUCUCCACUCGCACCCCCACCCCCCUCUCCUCCUCCUCCUCCUCCUCCUCCUCCAGGGAGGCAAUGCUCAAACUUCUCUCGUUUUCUCCUGUGUGCUGAGUUUAUGGGAUUUUAAUUUAAUAAUUUUUACUGUACAAAGAAAAAGGCAAACUGUGGACUUUAAAUAAUUAAAUACUGUUUUUUUGUUGUUUUGUAAUAAAAUGUAAAUUGAUAAAACAAAAAAUUUGUACAGACUUUCAAACUGAUGGGUAGGCAAAGAAAACUAACGAUUUUCUAACAGCAUUUUUUUUUCUUCUUCCCCCUCUCCUGUUUCAUGCUGGUAUAGGAGCAGCCUAAUCAUUACUAUACGGGCAGCUCAAGAGGGGGAAACGUUGAGGGGGGUAUUGUGGUUGUUUCUCCUGAAACAAGAAGUGUGGAGAGCGAGCGAGAGAGGGAGGAUGAGUGUUGGGUGCAGUGGAGGUUCUGCCCUCAGCUGCACUAGCACCAAUGCGCCUUUUGCUGUGCACUAUUUCAGCACUUGAAUUGAUUGGUGCAUGUCCAGUGCUCUUUGUCUCUCACCAUAGAAGAUCUUGAGCUUCUCUUUCUCUUUCACAUUCACACACAGACACAAAUACACACAUUUACAGAAAGAAAGACGUGUUGACAUGCUAUUGUGGAGACCCACAGUGUAUUUCAGGAAUAAGAUGGACUGCUUACUAUUAAUAGAAAUUGAAAAAAAAAGAAAAAGAAAUUGGUUGAUUUAGUAUUUUUCUGUAAGAGUUGGUGUAGGGGGUCGGGAAAUAACCACAGCAGAAAUCCAAUGGCAAUAUGCCUUGAGACUUAUUUUAUAAGAAAAAACACGGAGAAAAAAAUAACUCGUCUUUUAUAUAUAGAUAUAUUAUUUAAUUUUAUUUUUUUGAAAGUUAAAAAAAAACACUUGAAGCUACAUAAAAAUUGAUAAAUUAAAUGAAUCUUUUCUUCUUCUGUCUUCUCUCUUUCCUCUUUUUUCAAAGAUGUAUUGUGGAUGCAAGGUGGCACUGGCGCAUACAGUACAAUAUUAGCCCGGUUUGGGGCCCAGCUGGGUAUAAUAUCAUGCCAUUUGAAGAAAUGUCUUAUACGUACAUAUAUUAAAAAAAUAUAUAGAUACUGAAUCACUGUACAAACCAUGGCAACUGAACAGUUUUUUUUGGUUUGUUUUUGUUUUCCCUCCUUCAUUUCUUUUUGUUUUUUUUUGUUAAUUGUUUUUUUCAAAAGGAGAGACUGGAAAAAGACCAUGAGCUAUUUGUUUAGUGUUCAAAAAUUUUGACCACUUUUUGUUUUUAUUUUUUAUCCCCUCCACCCCUUGUUGACACACGAUGGUGCUUGCUGAACAGAAGCAAAAAAAGAUAAGAAAAAGAACUAGUGAACUGUCGCUCCAGUGUCAGUAGUUUAUCCUUUUAUAAGUUAUUUUGGUGGUCAGAUUUCUUUGCCAAUUAUUUAAUUGUACAUUAAAGUAUGUUUGUACCAUUGGAAAAUA